UUUAGGGUGAUGACUUUUACUAUGUUGGUCUAUUUUUCUAUUGUAGUCCUACAUUGAAAAAACUCCUUCAGUAAAUGUAUGUAAGGUUAUUAUUACUCAUGCAUUAAUGUAAAAGCCUUAUUUCACUGUUGGAGCUGGUUUGGGUGGAGCUCAUUUGAGCAUUAACUAAUGAUUAUUUUCAUUAGGGAUUAAUCUGAUGAUUAUUUUCUGUAUCAAUUGUUGGGUGCGUGAAAAUAGUGACAAAAUUGUCACAAUUACUCAGUGCCCAAAGUGACACUCUUAUAAUGUUUGUUUUGUUCAUCCAGCUUAUUAGUUACAUAUUAUUACUAAUACAUUACAAGUACUUUAAGUAUUAAAAGGAAAAGUAACAAUCCUUCACAGUAGUGAAGCUGGAACCAUGAAAUGUUUUUACAUGAAAAAUUACAAUAUCAAAAUACUUGCCACUUAAUUUUCUGUUAAUCAGGUUAUCGUUUCAGUUUGACUUGUACAAAGUGUUGGUAGUUAAUUUGUAACAAAACAUAUUUAACAGGCUCCUCAUAUGUUAUGCAAAAAUCUUAAUGUGUACAGUAACUGAAGGUUUCAGUACCAAGAACCUUGGUAUCUUGAUUUGGAUCUGUGUUCCUUUAUAGGAAUUUUUAAUCUGUUCUGUGACUUUAACAAAAACACACUUAACAACAUUUUAAAAGCGCCACUUGUCUACUUAAAGUAAGUGUGAUACUGCUCACAGUGCAGGCACAAGGUGUGCAUGCCAUAUGACAUGUACAUGUGUCAUAUGACAGGACAUAUUGGUUGAGGGGUUGUUCGUUUGUGUCAGCCCAGCUGCACGGAGGGGCGGGUUUACUGAUUUACCCAAACUGUAGCCUUAUAAUGUUGAGUGGCACUGUACUAAUUAUUCUAAAAUUAGUCAAAAGUGUAUAUAUAACUGUUUUCAUAAACAAGACAUGCUCCCAAAAUCAGAUUUGAUUGGACCUCGUGAUUUGUUUUCCGCACCAACAACUGACCGAGCAAACCAACCAGCAGGUGUAUCAAAGCAAACAUACUAACAACGACAAUAAUUCUAUUGUACCUUCAUAAUAAAAGCAUUAUUAUAUAUUUGCCGUUAAUGUACUAUGAGAAGGAUUUACUUUGAAAACCAGUGCCGGAAGUGCCAGUUUGUUUCAAAGGAAGCUUUACGCUUGUUGCGGAACAGGUCAGCUGGUUGGUUAGUUUACAGCUUCAGUUAGCUAACUGUCAUAGCCUUGCUAGCUCCUGAGGGAGUGUUUUUCUCCAAACCUUUGGCUCAUAUUGACUUCCCCCAUCAAUUUAACAACGACGCAGCUCAUGUUAGCGAGGCGACGAGGCUCUGCGUUUCUCCAGCUAGCCAGUGAUACACAUGACAGCUUGGAGCAUCCUGCUAGCAUAGCAGCUAAGUUAGCAAGAUACACUGGGAAGAAGUAAGGUGAGGACCAGUGUCAUCAACCAUGGCAGGUGGAAUUACAGAGAGCGGGGAGCCCUACUCCCCAUUUGUGGGGCUGGUGUAUAUGUUCAAUCUGAUUGUGGGAACAGGAGCUCUGACAAUGCCCAAAGCCUUUGCAACAGCCGGCUGGGUGGUUAGCAUAGCACUCAUCUCCUUUUUAGGAUUUAUGAGCUACAUGACCACUACCUUUGUGAUUGAGGCGAUGGCAGCGGCCAAUGCUCAGCUGCGCUGGAAGAGGAGAGAGCAGGAAGAGGUCGAUGACAGCGACUCCACCUCUGAGUAUUCAGAUGAUGAUAUCAUGGUCCGAGGUCGAUCUGAGCCGGAGACGAAGCCCAUUUUGUCUGUUCAGAGGUCAGGAGGUCACGUCGAUCAUUUCGACAUCGUGGAGCGGGUCGAGAUGGGUCAAAUGGCCUCCAUGUUCUUCAACAAAGUUGGCGUCAAUAUGUUCUACAUCUGCAUCAUAGUCUAUCUGUAUGGAGACCUGGCCAUCUACGCAGCAGCUGUGCCUAUAUCACUCAUGGAAGUUGCCUGUGGAAAUCACUCCUGCAGUGCUGGAAGUGUGAAGUACAACGACACAGAUGCGUGCUGGGGUUCUGUCACAAGAAAAGAUGCGUACCGGGUGUUUCUGAGCGUCUUCACUGUUCUGUUGGGGCCUUUUACCUUCUUCAACGCCCAGAAGACCAAAUAUCUUCAGAUUCUCACCUCACUUAUGCGAUGGAUUGCGUUCACCAUGAUGAUCAUCUUGGCUCUUAUCCGCAUCAGCAAAGGUACCGGCGAGGGCCACCCACCAGCCGCUUCCUUGUCUGGAGUGCCCAACCUGUUUGGGGUGUGCGUCUACUCCUUUAUGUGUCAGCACUCCCUGCCCUCCCUGGUGACGCCCAUCUCUGACAAGAAACGAGUUGGCACCCUGGUAUUGCUGGACUACGUCCUGAUCCUGGGCUUCUACGUUCUUCUCUCAUUCACUGCCAUUUUCUGCUUUGACAGCUCACUGCUACAUGACAUGUACACCCUGAACUUCACUGAUAACUGCAAUGUGUUAGAUAUUCCAGUCCUGCGCUACUUCCUGGGCCUCUUUCCAGUUUUCACCAUCAGCACCAACUUCCCCAUCAUUGCCGUCACACUCCGCAACAACUGGAAGACCCUGUUUCACCGAGACGGAGGCACCUACCCAUGGGUGGUGGACCGUAUUGUGUUUCCCCUCAUCACUCUGGUGCCCCCAAUCGUUGUGGCCUUCUGCACCCACAACUUGGAGUCCCUGGUGGGUAUUACAGGAGCCUAUGCAGGCACAGGGAUCCAGUAUAUUGUCCCAGCCUUCCUUGUGUACUACGGUCGACGCCAUCUGGAGCCAGUGGUGGGGAGGGAUGCCAUCAACAAGCACCGGUCUCCCUUCCGACACGCCUUUUGGGUGUGGUUUGUUUUGUUGUGGGCUGCUUCCUGCCUUAUGUUUGUCACAGCCAACAUCAUCCUAACUGACACCAAGAAAUGAAGAACUCACUGUUCCAAGAACUUUCUAGAAAAAUGUAAACAUGUUUGGCCAGUCUCUUUGUUCUUGUACACGAGGCCUUACUUGCUGCUGGUUGGACAGUGUGCCUUUUUAUGGGACUUUGGUUGCAUAUGUUAAAUGUAAUUAAGAGUAAUUUAUCAAAUUUGUUUAAAAAGGGACCAAAUGUCAAGUGUUUUUGUUCCAUCAACAAAGCUGGAACAGUGCAUGGUAACAAUGAAGGGAAAUUUAAAAGGGUCAUUUAUUAAAAGGAUGUUUUGUCAUCAAA
This is a messenger RNA of Epinephelus lanceolatus (giant grouper), 3225 nucleotides long. It is a transcript of the gene slc38a12, whose product is annotated as solute carrier family 38 member 12. The record is from RefSeq and is a predicted model, not a curated record. NCBI's taxonomy places the organism in Eukaryota, Metazoa, Chordata, Actinopteri, Perciformes, Serranidae.